This is a messenger RNA of Microthlaspi erraticum, 396 nucleotides long. Lineage: Eukaryota; Viridiplantae; Streptophyta; Magnoliopsida; Brassicales; Brassicaceae. The record is from the annotation of a GenBank genome assembly.
AUGCAAACAUUUGCUCCUCCUGGUCCUGAAAGAAGAGUCUUAUACCUCAAUCUCAUCAUCGUCGUCUUCGUAUCGCUCCUCUCUCUGAUCGUCAUGGCUGCAUCCACCGGUGAAUCAACAUCCGAAGCGAAGGUUCACAUCAUCUACACCGAGAAGCCUACCGAUGAGGAGCCUAAAGAUUAUCAUCUCCGUACCCUUUCCUCCGCUCUCGGCAGUGAGGAAGCUGCAAAGGAUGCUCUGAUUUACAGUUACAAGGAAGCUGCUUCUGGUUUUUCUGCUAAGCUCACUCCUGAGCAAGUCGAAGAGAUCUCCAAACAACCAGGUGUGAUUCAAGUUGUGCCGAGCCAGACCUAUCAGUUGCACCAACCUGUUGGUGGUGGUUUCAAGUUGACCUAA